Messenger RNA from Pyrenophora tritici-repentis Pt-1C-BFP, 3855 nucleotides. Its product is annotated as MdlB, ABC-type multidrug transport system, ATPase and permease component. The record is from RefSeq and is a predicted model, not a curated record. Gene Ontology annotation, biological process: transmembrane transport. Gene Ontology annotation, cellular component: membrane. Gene Ontology annotation, molecular function: ATP hydrolysis activity; ABC-type transporter activity; ATP binding. NCBI's taxonomy places the organism in Eukaryota, Fungi, Ascomycota, Dothideomycetes, Pleosporales, Pleosporaceae.
AUGGGCGCUUCAGGAAGCGGAGAGAAACGGGAUGCCGUGGUACAGCUGGACGAGGGCUCGGUAUCAGCAUUGGACGAUCAGCCUACCAUGAGCGCAUGGAAAGCCUACUGGAGAGUGUUUACUUAUGCUGGCAGACUUGAAGUCGCCAUGAUCAGCAUCGCUGGGGUUGCCGCCAUGGCGUCAGGAGUCGGCAUCGCCUCUCAGAACAUCAUCUUUGGUCAAUUCGUCACAGUAUUCACGGAUUUUGGGUCCGACAAGGCCGCUGCAGCCGACUUUAGGAAUAAGGGCUCGACCCUGGCACUUUACUUCUUCCUCCUUGGCGUUGGAAGGUUAGUGAUGGCGUACAUCUACAACUCCCUCCUUACAUUCAGCGCCUACCGGAUAGUCCGAAACAUUCGCCAUGACUACCUCAAGUCGGCCCUGCGGCAAGAGGUAGCUUACUACGACCUUGGCACUAGCGGAUCCAUCGCGACUCAAGCCUACUCCAGUGGCCGUCUUGUGCAGGGUGGCAUCUCCGAAAAGCUGGGCCUUACGGUACAGGGCCUAGCAGCUUUCAUCAGCUCCUUCAUCAUAGCAUUUUACACCAACUGGAAGCUUACUCUCAUCAUUUGCGGUAUUGCGCCGUUGACUGUUGGUGUUAUGAUUGGCUGUGCGUUUAUCGAAGCUGGAUAUGAGGCCAAGAUUCUUGAAUACUAUGCUUUGGCCAACUCUUUUGCUGAGGGUGUUCUUUCCAGCGUCCGCACAGUCCAUGCGUUUGAGAUGAGGACGCGUCUGGUGGACAAGUUCGACGCCUUCCUCGUCAAGGCACAUUGGUGGGGUGACAAGAUCUCUCUACUAUUUGGCAUCCUGUUCUCGGCCGAGUACACGAUCAUUUAUCUUGGUAAUGCGCUGGCUUUCUGGAGGGGUAUCCACAUGUUGGCUAAUGGUGAGAUUGCCUCCACUGGAGACGUCUUCACCGUCCUUCUGUCGGUUGUUAUCGCCGCACUCAGCAUCACUCAACUCGCGCCCCACUCUAUCGAGUUCACUCGCGCUGCCUCUGCUGCUGCCCAGCUCUUUAUCCUGAUUGACCGGAAGACGACUAUCGAUCCUUUCGAUCUGUCUGGUGAACAGCCAGAAUCUCUCAUCGGAGAUGUCGACCUGGACGGAGUCACGUUCUCGUAUCCCACUCGUCCCAAUGUUACCGUUUUGGACAACUUCUCGAUUCACGCACCUGCGGGCAAGGUCACUGCCCUAGUGGGUCAUAGUGGCUCUGGCAAAAGCACCAUAGUCGGUCUCUUGGAGCGAUGGUACAACCCCACGUCAGGAUCUAUCAGACUUGAUGGGCGACCCAUUGAAUCUUUGAACAUUGCCUGGCUUCGGAGGAACAUACGCCUAGUACAACAGGAACCAGUUCUUUUCCGUGGAACAGUUUUUGAUAACAUCGCACAUGGCCUCAACGGUACUUCUCUGCAAGCGGCCACCAAGGAAGAGCAGAUGACUCACGUGGUGGAGGCAGCAAAAAUUGCGUAUGCCCACGACUUCAUCUCGCAGCUCCCUGAUGGCUACGACACAGACAUUGGCCAACGUGGCGGCCUCCUUUCCGGUGGACAGAAACAGCGAAUUGCUAUUGCGCGGAGUCUGGUUUCUGAUCCCAAGGUCCUCCUACUAGACGAAGCGACUAGUGCUCUCGAUCCCUACGCAGAGGGCAUCGUCCAGCAGGCUCUUGACCGGGCUGCUGCCGGCCGGACCACUAUAGUAAUCGCGCAUAAGCUCGCUACUAUCCGUAGAGCAGACAACAUCGUCGUCAUGUCAAAGGGCAAGAUUCUGGAGCAAGGAACUCAUGACAGCCUCAUCGCCGCAAAUGGCGCUUAUUCGCGUCUCGUAGCCAUCCAACAACUCACCGUUGCGGACGAGCCAACGCCUGAAGGCAGCAUUGCAGGAAAGUCGAGCCUGGACGAAAAGGAGGGCGACGGUCUCCAGCCUAGCAAAUCCCUCGCUCGGUACGCGACUGCGGACCAAGCAGACGCUGACACGCAGCCCGAACAAGGCAAAUACAGUGAUGACAACUACAAACAGCUUGGGUUGUUUACUGUUGUCUGGCGGCUAGUCAUAGAGAAUCCGGACUUGAAGUGGGCAUAUCUGGCACUGGUCUCUGGCUGUGUGGUCUCUGCUGGCUUGUUUCCUGGUCAAGCGGUUCUCAUGGCGCACAUGAUUGAUGUCUUUACAUUGCCCAAGGAUGAGAUGCUGGACAAGGGCGACUUCUUUGCCGCCAUGUUCGUCGCACUCGCUGGUGCCUGUCUUUUUGCUUACUACGUCAUGGGCUGGGGGACCAAUACGCUCGCGCAAACUCUGGCUCAUAAUCUGCGAAAGCAGAUCUUCAACGACAUCCUCCGCCAGGAUCUCGAGUAUUUCGAUCGACCGGAAAACAACAUUGGAGCUUUGGCGAGUCGUAUCGACGCUUACCCCCAGGCGGUGUUUGAGCUGAUGGGCUUCAACAUCGGGUUCAUCCUCAUCGCUGGCUUGAGCGUCGCAACUUGCUCUGUCCUGGGUAUGGUUUACGCCUGGAAGCUGGGUUUAGUUAUCGUUCUCGCCGGUCUUCCUGCUCUUGUCGGAUGCGGUUGGCUCAAAAUGAUCUUGGACGGCAGGCUCGACCGCAUCAUCGCCAAGAGACUUGCAACCAGCUCUGCCAUUGCAUCCGAGUCCACGACGGCCAUUCGUACCGUGUCUUCGUUGGGCAUCGAAAGUUCUAUCCUAUCGCGAUACACGUACGAGCUGGACUAUGCAAUCAACCACUCGCUAAAGCCACUUCUCAACGUCAUGGUGUGGUUUGCUUUGACGCAAGCGUCCGAGUACUGGUUCAUGGCUCUGGGAUUUUGGUACGGCACUCGCCUUGUCUCUUUCGGGGAGAUUACCAUGGUCGAGUUCUUCAUCGCGUAUAUGUCUGUCUUCUUUUGCGCACAGUCGACGUCACAGAUUUUCCAGUUCUCAACCAGUAUAACCAAGGGCAAGAAUGGGGCCAACGCAAUCUUCUGGCUUCGUCAGCUGCAACCCACGGUUCGCGAAACACCAGACAACAUGGAUAACGCGCCCAAGCCUGGAAGUUCUGUACAACUAAGCGGCGCACGCUUCGCCUAUCCUCUACGCCCAAACGCUCCUGUGCUCAAGGGUAUCGACCUUGAAGCUGCCAAAGGCCAAUUCAUUGCCCUGGUAGGCGCUUCUGGUUGCGGCAAGUCCACAAUCAUAUCCCUGCUCGAACGCUUCUACGAUCCCACGGGCGGUCGCAUCCUCAUUGGCCAAGACAAUCUGGCCUCUCUGAACCCUCGCAAGUACAGAAGUCAAGUAGGUCUUGUACAACAAGAGCCGACGCUCUUCCAAGGCACCAUUCGCGACAACAUUGCGCUCGGCGUAGACAACCCCAACACCAAUACAAUGCUCCAAACAAGCGACAUGUCCGACGAAGUAAUCGAAAAAGCACUACGCGCAGCCAACGCCUGGGAUUUUGUAUCUUCCCUGCCCGAAGGCAUCAACACAGCCGCGGGACCGAACGGAACCCAGCUCUCUGGCGGCCAACGCCAACGCAUCGCCAUUGCACGUGCACUCGUGCGCAACCCGCGCAUUCUCCUCCUCGACGAGGCAACGAGCGCACUCGAUACCGAGAGUGAGAAGAUUGUGCAGAAUGCCUUGUCGGAAGCUGCAAAAGAAGGAGAUCGCAUUACGAUUGCUGUUGCACAUCGGUUAUCGACGAUCAAAGAUGCAGAUCAGAUCUGCGUAUUCUAUAAUGGUAGGAUUGUGGAGCAAGGCACACAUGCCGAGUUGUUGUCGGGUGGAGAAAACAGUUUAUAUAAGAAGAUGUGUGAGGCGCAGAGUUUGGCAUAG